Molecule: messenger RNA, 2811 nt
Organism: Kwoniella mangroviensis CBS 8507
Lineage: Eukaryota; Fungi; Basidiomycota; Tremellomycetes; Tremellales; Cryptococcaceae
Exons: 19
Coding region: 1-2811 (936 amino acids)
Cellular component (GO): plasma membrane
Molecular function (GO): calcium-activated cation channel activity
Source: RefSeq, a predicted model, not a curated record
AUGCACCUACCAAGACAAUAUGCUUCAACCAUUGCCAACCCUACAGCCUCAGAGGCCAAUAUAGGAGGAGUAUCAGCAGCAGAUCUCAUUCAACAAGCAGAGAGACACUGGGAUGUAUCUGCAACUAGCAUUUUAGCUGCUUGGGUGGCUUGCAUGGCAGGCAUUUUAUUGAUCCUCCUGCUGUACUCUACUGUGAGGUUGAAAUGGCGCAGAAUCUAUUUACCAAGAUGGAAGCUCAGGAAACCCUCUCAACUCAAAGAAGAGAAAGAGGAAGAUAGGUUGAGAUUAGCUCAGAUGAGUAGAAGAGGUCAAAAAGAAUACCUCAUGAAGAAGUUCAAAGAAGAACCUGAGUAUUAUCCUGGAUUUAUCAAGAAGAAAGACCCUGGUGAUGAGAAGGGAUAUAUAUGGGUUGAAAAGGAAGAUGAUGGUGUGUGGAUUGGGAAAGCACCAAAAGCUCCCAUAAAUUUUUUUGGCUGGAUAAAACCAAACUGGGAAGAUACCAUGACAGAACUUAUGGCUAUAUUGCCCAAGUGGUUUUGCUGCUGUUGGAGUUUACUUGGUCUAAGGCUUUGUGUCCGGAAAAGAGGGCAGAAGAAGAGGAAGACCAUCUUGGAACAGGAUAUCAGAGGUCUGAGAAUGCUUGGCCUAGAUGCUGUCAUAUACCUCAUGUUUUUGAGGCUCCUCAAAUAUCUCUUUGCAGUUAUAUCAAUCCUGGCUGUCUGUAUGGCAUUUGCCAAUUAUUAUAUCAAUACUGAAACUAUCUAUGGCAGUACAAAUGCCCUAUCAAGCUCAAGCUCAAGCUCAAAUAAUUCUGCGGACAAUAAUACCAAAUUUGACAAGGAGAAUAUGACCAAUAUCAUUGAUAAUCCCAAUUUGCUAACUGCUGCCAAUAUCAAGAGCAAUGGAUUGUUGGUUCAUGUGAGCUUUGAGAUUAUUGUGACCAUGCUGGUCAUUAUAUUUGUUCUGAAAGCCUGUACUCAUCAUGCAAGGCUAGUUAAAGAAUGGGCAAAGAUGAACAGAAAUGAAAUCUCAUUCAAGACUCUGUUCAUCACUAACCUUUCAAUUUCUAAGACAACAACAACAGGAGCCAAGAAACAGAUAACCAACCUAGUCUUAGGGGAGAACCUACAGAAUAUACCAUGUGAAGUAUGGUUUGCUAUGCAUAAACUCAACCCCUUGGAAAAGAGGAUAGAAAAGUUCAAGAAAGAAGCAUUUUCCAAAGCCAUUGAAGCUGUUGCCAUGGAGACCUUCUAUGAGGGUCAGGAGGGUCAGAGAAACCAUGUUUAUGAUAGUUGCUGGGACAGAGUGAUGGGGAGGAGCAAAAAUGCUAGGACCAAGGUCAAUGAGGCACUGCAAGAAAAACAUCAGAUAGAGGAAGUGCAAGAGCUGAUCAGAUAUGAGCAAGAUGGUUCAAAUUGGAAAGACCUGAAUGGAACUGUCACUGCAGCAUUUGUCACUUUACCCACAGCCAGGCAAGCAAAGACCAUCCUUUCUCAAAAGAAAGGUGACUUGGCUCAGGCUGGAUAUACCCUACAGAAAGCUCCAAGGACCCACAAUGUACUAUGGAAAAACCUAGAGAAAGAUGCCAAAGCCAAACAUUCCUCUGCAAUCUUUGGUAAAGUAGCAUUAAUCUUUGUUUGUUUCCUGAAUACAAUACCAGUGAUGGGUAUUGUUUUUUUGACCAAUAUUGGCAUUGCAAUAGACAGAUAUCCAAAGCUCAAACAAAUGCAGGAAGACUCCCAAUUUUGGAAAGUGGUAUUUAUGAUUAUUGAAGGUGUCUUGCCUGCAGCUGUAGCAGCCAUCUUUGCUUAUUUUCUCCCAUAUAUCAUGAGAGAGCUGAACAUGUGGUCGGGAUCAAUUACUAGAGGUCAUUUAGAUAAAGAUCAAAUAAGACAAGUUUUCAUUUUUCUCCUAGUGUCCAAUUUUGUUGUUUUUGGACUGAUUGGUGUGCUUUAUGAGACCAUUUCAGGCAUAUAUUCAAAGAUAGGAGAAAAGUCUAUUGGGGACAUAUAUAAGAGUAUAGGUGAUCUACCUGCAAAGAUCACAAGAGCUUAUAUUUCUCAAAGUCUUUAUUGGUUUUCUUGGUAUCCGAUAAGAUCUAUAGUUAUGUGGUUACAGCUGUUACAAGUGCCAAGAUUGAUAUUAAAGACCCCUCAAUUACUCAAGUUCAAAACCCCUCAGGAUUUGGCAGAAGUCACUUUGGCUAUUCAUUUUGAGCUGGCCCUGGAAGUCUCAUUCAUUAUUUUUGCAAUGUGUGUGGGCUUGAUCUACGCACCUUUGGCUCCUAUAGUGGUGAUUGGAGCAACCAUACAUUUCUGGUCAGCUCACAUUGUGCAUUCUCAAGCACUCAAGUUUGUUAAUGACACCAAAGAAACAGAUGGUGAAUGCUGGUGGGUAAUCAUCAAUAGAUUGUUAGUUGGAACAGUUUUCAUGCAAUGUCUGAUGGUAUUGACUGUAACACUGAAGACUCAAUCACCUCCCAUGGCAGUAGCAGCUGCUUUACCCAUAUUCUGGAUUGUCCUAUUCAAGCUUUACUUGAAUAAACACUACAAGGAUGAUAAUCUGAACAUCCUCUAUGAUGGUCAAUCUGAGUUUGGGCAAGGGGAGCAAAAAGUAUUGGAAAAGUAUGUUCCAGAUAUAUUAAGGUAUGAUUGGAUGCCUAGAGGGAAAACGGUGAAAAAUAGGAAAUUGAUGGAAAGAGCAAAACAGAAAAUACCAGGAUUAAAGGAAUUGAUGAUGGUUGAUACAAAUAAUAGCAACACCGGUGGGAAGCUUAGACAGAAAAGAAGAAUGUUUAGAAAAAAGAAUUGA